Messenger RNA from Eutrema salsugineum, 1706 nucleotides. Its product is annotated as cytochrome P450 71B6. Gene Ontology annotation, molecular function: heme binding; monooxygenase activity; oxidoreductase activity, acting on paired donors, with incorporation or reduction of molecular oxygen. NCBI's taxonomy places the organism in Eukaryota, Viridiplantae, Streptophyta, Magnoliopsida, Brassicales, Brassicaceae. The record is from RefSeq and is a predicted model, not a curated record. The transcript is spliced from 2 exons. The coding region runs from base 68 to 1591 and encodes 507 amino acids.
AAGUUUUCAAGUAAUCAAUUAUACACACACUCCUCCAAAGAAAAAGCGAUAAAGACGAUAACAACAAAUGUCGCUUUUACCCUUCUCCUUCAUCUCCACUGAGAUGCUUCCAUGGCUUUUUCUCCUUCUACUUUCACUUCUUAUCCUCUUCAAAACCUAUCUUCUUCCUUCCCGUAAAAACCUUCCGCCAUGUCCACCAAGACUACCUCUCUUAGGAAACAUCCACCAGCUCGGAAGCCUCCCUCACCGCAACCUCAGAGAUCUCUCCCUCAAAUACGGCCCCGUCAUCACCGUCUUCCUCGGAAGCGUCCGCACGGUGGUUGUCCACUCACCGGAGACGGCGGAGGAAGUUUUGAAAGCUCACGAUUCCGAUUGCUGCACACGCCCCAGAUUAUCAAUCACAAAGAGCUUCUUCUACGACGGGCUCGGUCUUGGUUUCACUCAAUGGGGAGAUUACUACAAAGACGUUCGAAAACUCUGCGUUCUCGAGCUUUUCUCCGUGAAACGAGCCAACUCGUUUCGGAAUCUCAGAGAGGAGGAGCUGAGUCGACUCGUUAACUCGGUUUCCGAAUCGGCUGGUUCUGGAUCUUCAGUGGAUCUGAGCGCGAAGCUUGUUAGGUUCGUCGCGAGCUUCACUUGUCGAAUGGCGUUUGGAUUGAGUUUUCAAGGGAGCGGAAUCGAUAACGAGAGGUUUCUGGAGGUGUUCACGGAGGCGAACAUGGUGAUCGGAAAAUUCGCGGCGGAGGAUAUUUUUCCUGUGUUUGGGUGGAUCGUUGAUCGGAUCUCCGGGCUUGAAUCUAGCCGGAGGAAGAGUUUUCGAGAUCUCGAUGCGUUUUAUCAGAAAGCGAUUGUUGAUCAUCGGGAGAAGAAGAAGACGGAGGAAGAUCGCGAAGAUCUCAUCGACGUGUUGCUUAAAUUGCAGAGUCAAGAAACCAAACUCGGUUCCACACGGAUCACUGAUAAACACAUCAGAGCUAUUCUUAUGGAUAUAUUUGUAGCAGGCAUAGACACAUCUGCAAUAAGUAUGGAUUGGGCAAUGGCAGAGAUUGCAAGACACCCAAGAGUGAUGAAGAAACUACAAACCGAGAUACGCGAGCUCGUAGGAGACAAAGGCAAAGUAACCUACGAGGAUCUCGAGGGUCUAGAGUACAUGAAAAUGGUGAUCAAAGAGACUUGGAGGCUACACGCACCGAGUCCGAUCCUGAUUCCUAGAGAGGCAAUGUCCAAAUUCAAGAUCAAGAACUACGACAUUUACCCUGGAACACGGAUUCACGUGAAUACAUGGGCGAUUGGACGUAACCCUGAUGUGUGGAAAGAUCCUGAUGAGUUUAUACCAGAGAGGUUUGUGGAUAGCAAUGUUGAUACCAAAGGGACGAGUUUUGAGCUCUUACCGUUUGGGAGCGGACGCAGAGGUUGUCCUGCGAUGUAUAUGGGUUUAAGCACGGUGGAGUAUACAUUGGCUAAUCUUUUGUAUCAUUUUGAUUGGAAAGUUAUGGAGGAAGUGAGUAUUGAAGAAGCUCCUGGUCUCACUAGCCAUAGGAAGCAUCCUCUUCAUCUUGUACCUGUUAAUGUCAUCCAUCGCAAGUUUUAAGAGUUUUGUGAAACGCAAACGCUGUUUACAAAGAAUAAUGACCAAUCAAGUUUGUUUGUUUGUUUGUUCGAAUGUUUAAAGGACCAAUGUUGAAGAUUCAAAAGUGAGAAAUUUG